Molecule: messenger RNA, 2225 nt
Organism: Ricinus communis (castor bean)
Lineage: Eukaryota; Viridiplantae; Streptophyta; Magnoliopsida; Malpighiales; Euphorbiaceae
Product: T-complex protein 1 subunit gamma
Exons: 13
Coding region: 166-1833 (555 amino acids)
Biological process (GO): protein folding
Cellular component (GO): chaperonin-containing T-complex
Molecular function (GO): ATP binding; ATP hydrolysis activity; ATP-dependent protein folding chaperone
Source: RefSeq, a predicted model, not a curated record
UCUUCUUCUUCUGCUUCUUAUAGGUUCUCUCUCCUUCUCUUCACUCAAAAGUGGAAUCCCUAACCUAGCUUAUUUUUCUCCGAUAAACGACGCCGUUAGGGCACCUAUAUUCUAUCUUGUGUAGUUUAACUAUUUCAUUAUACAAAUACAAGAAGAAGGAGAAGAAUGCAGGCUCCGGUGCUCGUUCUCAAGGAUUCUUUGAAACGUGAGUCCGGUACUAAAGUACACCAUGCCAACAUUCAGGCUUCCAAGGCUGUUGCUGACAUUAUACGCACAACAUUGGGUCCCCGAUCCAUGCUGAAAAUGUUACUUGAUGCUGCUGGAGGAAUUGUUGUUACUAAUGAUGGGAAUGCUAUUCUUCGUGAACUAGAUCUUGCUCACCCAGCAGCAAAGUCAAUGAUUGAAUUGAGCCGUACACAAGAUGAAGAAGUAGGAGAUGGGACAACAUCAGUGAUUGUUCUUGCUGGAGAGAUGCUCCAUGUUGCUGAAGCCUUUAUUGACAAGAGUUAUCAUCCUACUGUCAUUUGCCGAGCCUACAUUAAAGCUCUAGAAGAUGCCAUUGCUGUACUUGAUAAAAUUGCUAUGUCCAUUGAUGUCAAUGACCGUGCAACAUUGUUAGGUCUGGUUAAGAGCUGUAUAGGCACAAAGUUCACUAGUCAAUUUGGGGACCUAAUUGCUGAUCUAGCAAUUGAUGCCACCACCACAGUUGGGGUUGAUCUUGGCCAAGGAUUGCGAGAAGUGGAUAUCAAGAAGUAUAUUAAGGUUGAGAAGGUACCUGGUGGGCAGUUGGAGGAUUCUAAAGUUCUUAAAGGAGUUAUGUUCAACAAAGAUGUAGUUGCCCCUGGAAAAAUGAGAAGAAAGAUUGCUAACCCACGUAUUAUUCUUCUUGAUUGUCCAUUAGAAUACAAAAAGGGUGAGAACCAAACAAAUGCUGAGUUGGUUAAAGAAGAAGACUGGGCAGUCCUACUGAAAAUGGAAGAGGAAUAUAUUCAGAACAUGUGCAUGCAGAUACUGAAAUUUAAACCAGAUCUAGUAAUCACAGAGAAAGGACUCAGUGAUUUGGCAUGCCAUUAUUUGAGCAGGGCUGGUGUCGGUGCAAUCAGGAGGCUGAGGAAGACGGACAAUAAUAGAAUUGCUAAGGCAUGUGGGGCUGUUAUUGUGAACAGACCGGAGGAAUUGCAAGAGUCUGAUGUUGGUACUGGAGCUGGGCUAUUUGAAGUUAAGAAAAUUGGGGAUGAAUUCUUUUCUUUCAUUGUUGAUUGCAAAGAUCCAAAGGCUUGCACAGUUCUCUUGAGAGGUGCCAGUAAGGAUCUCCUAAAUGAAGUGGAAAGAAAUUUGCAGGAUGCCAUGUCUGUGGCCAGAAACAUACUCAAGAAUCCUAAACUUCUUCCUGGUGGUGGUGCUACAGAGUUAACUGUCUCUGCCACUCUCAAGCAAAAGAGUUCAUCUGUCGAAGGAAUAGAAAAGUGGCCAUAUGAAGCUGCUGCUUUAGCUUUUGAGGCUAUACCACGAACUUUGGCCCAGAAUUGCGGUGUCAAUGUGAUUCGAACAAUGACUGCCCUCCAAGGAAAACAUGCAAAUGGUGACAAUGCAUGGGUUGGCAUAGAUGGCAACACUGGUGAAAUUACUGAUAUGAAAGAGAGGAAGAUAUGGGACGCCUAUAAUGUGAAAGCACAAACCUUCAAGACAGCAAUAGAAGCAGCUUGUAUGCUUCUGAGAAUUGACGACAUUGUAAGUGGGAUCAAGAAGAAGCAGGCUCCAGGAGCAGGUCCAUCCAAGCCAAAGAUUGAGACUGAAGCAGAUGCAGAUGGUGAGCAGAUACUUCCUGACUGAGGAUAUGGAGCUAGCUGGCCUUGAACUAUUAUUCAAAUGCGCAGCUGUUUUUUUGGGACGGUUAAACGGUUUUUUAGGUGCGAGUUGAGCAUCCUUCAAAAUUUUGAGUGCUACUCUGUGGACUCUUGUUUUGCGUUAUUGUUCUAUCUGAAUUUCUACUUAAAUAGAGUUGGGAUUUCUUCCGUGUGCAUUAGUGGGACAUAGUAUUAUUAUUUAUUGGCACCUAUCCAAAUUGCUAGCUGGUUGAUAUAUGAAUAUGGUCCUUUGUAUUGUAAUGUCCAACUCCAAAGUUGUGCUAGAAGUCUUAUGUUGAGGAUACCUGUACUUGAAUUUUUUGAGAAAAAAGAAGAAAAAUUCCAGAGAUAUUUGAGACAAGAUCUCUUUGGGAGUAA